This is a messenger RNA of Arabidopsis lyrata subsp. lyrata, 1153 nucleotides long. Its product is annotated as G patch domain-containing protein 11. The transcript is spliced from 4 exons. The record is from RefSeq and is a predicted model, not a curated record. Gene Ontology annotation, molecular function: nucleic acid binding. NCBI's taxonomy places the organism in Eukaryota, Viridiplantae, Streptophyta, Magnoliopsida, Brassicales, Brassicaceae. Bases 78 to 875 code for a protein of 265 amino acids. Gene Ontology annotation, cellular component: kinetochore.
AGUAUUAUUGGGCCUAACUAAAGCCCAUUAAUGGUUAUCUUUUCUUUCUCUCUGCGCUAACCCAAGCUCCGUCGGCAAUGGCAGAAUCGACGAGAAAUCUGACUGGGCUUGGAGGAGAAGCAGCGAAAGAAGAAGAUGAUGACUACAUGGGAGACCUUUCUCAGUUUAUUCCUCAGGAACUUACCCAGACCUCCAAAAGAAAGGAAUCUGAAAAGAAAACUGUAAUCGUUGAACCAUCACGGAAGAAGUUAAAGAAUCUCAAUUGGCACGAGAGACGAAGAUUGGAGAAAGAGAGGAAACAGAUAGAAGAGGAUGAGCAGACAUUGGCUCGUAUUGUAGACACUCCUAUUGGAGAGUCUAACGUAGGGUUUAAGCUAUUGAAGCAAAUGGGUUACAAGCCAGGUUCUGCUCUUGGUAAAGAAGGCUCUGGUAGAGCUGAGCCUGUGACUAUGGAUAUUCGAAGAUCGAGGGCCGGUGUGGGAAGAGAGGAUCCACAUAAAGAGAAGAAGAAAAAAGAGGAGAUUGAGGCUGAGAUUGAGAAGAGAAAGGUGGAGGAGAUGUUGGAGGAUUUUGGGUCUAGACAGAAGUCUCAAUGGCGUAAGAAGAGAUUUUUGAUUAACUUUAGGAAGGCUAAGGCGGCUCUUGAUCAACUUGAGAACGUUGAAGUUGUUCCGGAGAAGAAGAACGAGGAAGAUGAAGAUGGUAAGCCUGAUGAAGAAGAGGAAGAAGAAGAGGAGAUCACUGAAGAGGAUUUGCAAGAAAUAUUAAUGAAACUGAGAGAUGAACAUCGGUAUUGCCCUUUCUGCGGGUUCCAGUAUGAAACGACUGAAGCCCUUCUAUCCAAUUGUCCUGGCGUAAAUGAGGAUGAUCACUAGAUAAGUCACAGUAGUAUGGAAGCACACAAACACAAUGUCUGCAGAAGCUUCAGGUUGAAAAUUUCCUGAUGUUGCUGAAGAGGAAGCAAGAUACCGAAGAAAGACUGUGUUUGCGGGUGAGGUACACACUUUAGAAAAUUUUAAGGACUUGCUAAUUCCCAUAGUACUCAUGCUUUUGAUAGAUAGUAGGAUGAUUAAAGCAUGUGGAACUCUGAUUUGAUAAAACAAUAUAUUGAUUAUGAUGUUGAUGUUUCAAUUUGAUCUCAAAUUCAUGUAAA